UGGCAAAAUCCAGUGCGACCACUGUCAGCUCAUUUCCUUAUUUGGCUAAUUUUUGUACACCGCACCGCAAACCGCCUCCUUUCUCUCUCUCUCUAUCUCUUCUUCUUCUUCUCACCCAAUUUUUGGUUUAAUCACUAUUCAAUUUAGCCCCCAGCAGUGAAUCCUAAUCCUGUGUGCUGCUUCUUCUCCUGCUUGCUUCUGAUCUUUUUUUUACACUAUAUAUACACCCUCAUUUUCCCCACAAAUCUUCUCACUCUCCCCCUUUUCCUUGUCUGACUGAGUUCCCUUCCGUUUCUCAGAAAAUUUUCACCUUUUUCAAUUUCUCAGCCGCAACCCACAACAGAAAAAAAAAGAAAAAGAAAACCAUUUAAUUUAAUAUGGGGCAAGCAAACAUGGAUUUCGGGAAUAUGAACAGUAAUUAUGUUCCCAGAGUUGAAAUUCCGGCUUGUGUGAAGGAAGAGCCGCUGGUGUACCUCGAUGAGGAGUAUGAUCCUUUUGCAAAUGCCGGCACCGGCAGCGGCGGCGCUGUCUCCGGCGGCGAUGGGGAGUUCUUCGAUGCGCCGAAGCCGAUUGAAGGGCUUCAUGAGGUUGGCCCACCGCCGUUCUUGAAGAAGACUUUUGAAAUGGUGGAUGAUCCUGAAACCGACUCCGUUAUCUCCUGGAGUUCUACCUGUACCAGCUUUGUGGUUUGGGAUCCUCACAAGUUCUCCAGGGAUCUCCUUCCUAAGCAUUUUAAGCACAACAAUUUCUCAAGCUUUGUUCGUCAGCUCAACACCUAUCGUUUUAGGAAGGUUGAUUCAGACAGAUGGGAGUUUGCAAAUGAGGAAUUUCAGAAAGGGAAGAAGCAUUUGCUGAAGAACAUCAAGAGGAGGAAACAGAACACCCAAAUGUUGCAUCACCAUGGAGCUGGACAGCCUUGGCUUGAUGGUUCCAAAUACGGGUCGGAAUCAGAGAUUCAAAAACUCAGGAAUGACCAGAACAUGCUGAGAAUGGAGCUUCUUAGGAUGAAGCAGCAGCAAUUGAACACUGAGAAAUAUUUGGCAACAAUCAAAGAGCGCCUGAGGACAACAGAAACCAAGCAAAAUUACAUGGCGCUUUUCCUGGCGAAGGCAUUCAAGAACCCUACGUUUGUUCAGUAUUUAGUGGAGAAACUCCAGCUGAAAAAAUCACUAGCUGGUGGUGGCGCACCUGCCAAGAGGAGGAGGCUGGCGGGUCCUGAUCAGAGUUGUGACAAUAGGAAGGUGGACACCGCCGCCAACGGCAUGCCGGCCGUAGAUGUUAAAUCUAGAACCCCUCAGCAUCAGGAAGAGCUGACAACAAUUGACCCUGAAGUUCGGACAUUAUUCUCCCCUGAGAAUGAAUCGGACAGUCCAGUUCAGGACCAACCUGGUACAUCAUCUUCCAACACAGCAGCAGCAGAGACAGGGUCUGAGAAUUUCAUACUGUGGGAGAAGCUAAUGGAGGAUGACAUGAUAUAUGAAGAUGGACCAGAAACUUCUAAAUCUCAGGCUGAGAUUGUGCUUGAAUUGGAGGAUUUGAUCUCAAAGCCAACAAACUGGGCCACCCACUUUAAGGGAUUGGUAGAUCAAACUCACUGCCCUGGAUUAACUGCAUAAGCUCCUCCAUUUCUGAAGGUAGAUUAAAUGAUUGUAAUAAUAUUGUGCUUUAAUCAGUCAUCUCACAUCUUUGUUAAGACUCUUAAUUGUUCUCCUUGUCUUGUUGUCAGGCCAGCUGAGGGUAAGGUGGAUACAACUGUUGAGCUGGGAAGAGAAAGGAUCAACUAGGAAUAAUUAUGUAUAUAGUAUAAUACGCAGGAGUUCAGUAGUAGUGUAUGCAUCAAUUGGUACAAAUCCUGGAGAUUUUAAGUUAGGGACAUUGAUCUUUAGGAGUUGCUCCUGUGCAUAUGUUUUGCUCUUGCAAGCUAUUAGUUUCUUAGGCCUAGUUUCUUUAGGUUGUACAGAUGGACUAUUGUCAUCAUCAGAAAACCCCAAAAAAAUGGAAAAAUUAAAAAAAAAAAAUUAAAAAAAAAUUGCUCCCCUGUUUCUCCUUUGUUGGAGGGUCUGAUUCAAAGGGUAGUUGCAAUUUCGUAGUAUAACCAGUUCAUCAGGUUUCGGAACUUUGACCCGGACAUUGUAUGUUCAGAUCAUGGUUCAUGGACUCUCAUCCGCGGAGUGUUUUUG
Messenger RNA from Oldenlandia corymbosa var. corymbosa, 2180 nucleotides. The record is from the annotation of a GenBank genome assembly. NCBI's taxonomy places the organism in Eukaryota, Viridiplantae, Streptophyta, Magnoliopsida, Gentianales, Rubiaceae.